UUUGCGUGGGACCACCACCCAACUUCUCUUAAGCCUGUAUAUCGACUUACUUGAUGGCGAGUGACUCAUCUUUUAACCAUGUCUUUUGGCGAGGCUCUCUUUCUGCGUUCUUUUGGAAGUGUUCCCAGAACUGUAGACUGGCGCUUCCAUUCCACUUCUCCCUGGCGGCAUCUUCGAAUCUCGCCCGUAUGCGGCUCUCGUUUAACGCUAUCGUUCAAGACAGAGAAGAUUGGCGGUGGUGGGGCUUUCGCCGCUGGUGAUGUCCGCCAAAUGUUGCAGGAAUUUGAUCCGACCAUCUCGCUUUCAGAAGCCAUAACACCGCCCAGCUCCUGGUACACUGAUCCUUCAUUUCUUGCCCUCGAGUUUGAGCGCGUAUUCUUCCGAGGAUGGCAAGUCGCAGGUUUCGUUGAACAGGUCAAGAGUCCUAAUGACUUUUUCACUGGAAGAUUGGGGAAUGUGGAAUUUGUGGUCUGUCGGGAUGCAAGUGGAGAACUUCGUGCUUUUCACAAUGUAUGUCGUCACCAUGCUUCAGUUCUUGCAUCUGGGAGUGGGCAAAGGUCCUGUUUUGAGUGCCCUUAUCAUGGAUGGACCUAUGGGUUAGAUGGACUGCUUUUGAGGGCCACUCGUAUUACAGGAAUCAAGAACUUCAAUAAAAAUAAUUUUGGCCUGUUGCCAUUAAAUGUGGCUUCUUGGGGACCAUUUGUGCUCAUCAAUGUGGACAAAAACAUGCCUAUAAAACAAAAACAUUCGCGCUAUGAAGUGGGUAAUGAUUGGCUUGGAAGUGCUUCGAAGAUUUUGAGUGCCAAUGGGAUUGACACGUCCCUUGAAUACAUUUGUAGACGGAAAUACACUAUUGAAUGCAAUUGGAAGGUCUUCUGUGACAACUACUUAGAUGGGGGCUAUCAUGUAGUAUAUGCACAUGGAGGUCUUGCAUCUGGCCUUAAGCUCGACUCCUACAAUACUAGUAUUUAUGAGAAUGUCAGCAUUCAAAGCUGUGAAACUGCUGCAGCAAAAGGCAAUGACAUUGACAGACUUGGGUCAAAAGCAUUUUAUGUGUUUGUAUACCCAAACUUUAUGAUCAAUAGGUAUGGUCCGUGGAUGGACACAAAUUUAGCUUUCCCUCUGGGACCAAAUAAAUGUCAAGUGAUAUUUGACUACUUUCUUGAUCCUUCUAUGAUGAAUGAUGAAGAGUUUAUUGAAAGUAGUUUAAAGGAGAGUGAAAUAGUUCAGAUGGAAGACAUUACCCUGUGUGAAGGAGUACAGAAGGGAUUGGAAUCACCUGCUUAUUGUAGUGGGAGUUCGUAUAAUCUCUUGCUUUUCGACGCUCCCUUCGUUCGAAAUUCGUUCCCUGGCAUGAGCCAUGCCCGUCGAAAAUAA
Molecule: messenger RNA, 1377 nt
Organism: Phalaenopsis equestris
Lineage: Eukaryota; Viridiplantae; Streptophyta; Magnoliopsida; Asparagales; Orchidaceae
Product: choline monooxygenase, chloroplastic
Exons: 11
Coding region: 79-1377 (432 amino acids)
Molecular function (GO): 2 iron, 2 sulfur cluster binding; iron ion binding
Source: RefSeq, a predicted model, not a curated record